Molecule: messenger RNA, 1089 nt
Organism: Spinacia oleracea (spinach)
Lineage: Eukaryota; Viridiplantae; Streptophyta; Magnoliopsida; Caryophyllales; Amaranthaceae
Product: protein CURVATURE THYLAKOID 1B, chloroplastic
Exons: 6
Coding region: 224-793 (189 amino acids)
Cellular component (GO): thylakoid; chloroplast thylakoid membrane
Source: RefSeq, a predicted model, not a curated record
CCAGAUCACUAGUCGUUUGAGUGGUUCUCCAUCUCCACCUUUCACUCCAAAAAAAUCAUCAAACACUUGUUUUUUUCACUAACACUUGAAAUUUAUAGAAGAAAUUAAAUCAAAAUACUAUUAAUAAUCUAUUUUUGUGUGGCCUAACAACCUUUUUUUUUUUAAUUCAAUCAGCCACAAGGUGUCUGUACUCUGUACUGUGUAGGAGUGUAAUUAGCUAAUCAUGGCCACCACCGCAACCAAUGCACUCUCCCUCUCUUCUUCCUCCACCGUUAUCGCCGCCAAGGACACUCAUCGACAGCCGGCUUCCGCCUCUCCGCAGUGUGUCUCUCUUCCCACCCUCCCUCCGCCACCUGUCCAAUCUCAAAGCCGUGUUUCCAGGACUACUGCUUAUUGUAGAAAGAUCGCUAGGAACGUUGUUGCCAUGGCCACAACCGGGGAAGCCCCGGCAGCAGCAGCAGCAGCACCAGCAGUAACCCCAACAUCUGCUGAUGAAGCUCCAUCAGAAGUUGACACAACAGAGCUUCUGAAAACCAUCCAAGAUGCUUGGGACAAAGUAGAUGACAAGUAUGCAGUGAGUUCACUUGCUGUUGCUGGGGUUGUUGCUCUCUGGGGCUCUGCUGGCAUGAUCUCUGCAAUUGACAGGCUUCCAUUGAUACCUGGUGUUUUCGAGCUUGUAGGCAUUGGUUACACCGGGUGGUUCGCGUACAAGAAUUUACUCUACACGCCUGACCGGGAAGCUUUACUACAGAAAAUCAAGGACACAUACAAGGAUAUAAUUGGAAGCAGCUAAAACAAAAUCAACAAGAAAAGAAAAGUUAGCAGGAAAUUUGGGGAUUGGAUGUCCAAAGAGUUGAACAGAGAUUCUGCAAAAAAAAAAUUGCAUCUGAAAUGGAAAAUCCUACAACUCUUUUGUGCUCAAAGUCCUCUUUAACAUUUGAGUAAAUUCUUGUAAUUCUCUCUCUCUCUUUCUUUCUUUCUUUCUUUCUCUCCUAUUAAAAGACACACUCUUGUACCUAUAUUCUUCUAAAAUUCUUCUGCUUUGUAGCAUCACAUAAUACCAAUAAUGUUCCCUGCUUUUUUCUUGCC